This is a messenger RNA of Brassica oleracea var. oleracea, 1084 nucleotides long. RefSeq names its product protein usf-like. Bases 61 to 879 code for a protein of 272 amino acids. Lineage: Eukaryota; Viridiplantae; Streptophyta; Magnoliopsida; Brassicales; Brassicaceae. Gene Ontology annotation, molecular function: acyltransferase activity, transferring groups other than amino-acyl groups; hydrolase activity. The transcript has 4 exons. The record is from RefSeq and is a predicted model, not a curated record.
UUUGGGCAGACCCUGAAAAGUUUUCAUCCCCACGGGCCGCAAAACAAAAAGAGUCGAGAAAUGUUAGCAGCACUAUUUUCAUCUUCCAGAUUCUUCUCCUCUUCUUCGUAUCUCCGUAGAUCUUCGAUUCCAUCGUUUCACCGCUCAUCAAUCAGAUCAAUGGCCGAUUCCGCUUUCAAAAAAAUCCAAAUCCAAAGAGAGGACACUACAUUUGAUGCGUAUGUGGUCGGAAAAGACGACGCACCUGGAAUCGUCGUGAUUCAAGAAUGGUGGGGUGUUGACUUUGAGAUCAAGAACCACGCCAUCAAAAUCUCGAAACUCGACACUGGCUUCAAAGCUCUCAUACCCGACUUGUAUCGAGGAAAGGUUGGGCUUGAUACCGCGGAGGCUCAGCAUCUGAUGGACGGACUUGACUGGCAAGGAGCUGUUAAAGACAUACGUGCUUCUGUUAACUGGCUUAAAGCUAAUGGAUCAAAGAAGGUUGGUGUGACUGGGAUGUGUAUGGGAGGUGCACUGGCUAUAGCUAGCUCAGUUUUGGUUCCUGAGGUUGACGCUGUUGUUGGAUUCUACGGUACUCCUUCCUCCGAGCUUGCGGAUCCUGCACAGGCUAAGGCGCCUGUCCAGGCACAUUUUGGGGAGCUUGAUAACUUUGUCGGUUUCUCUGAUGUCACGGCAGCGAAGAAUCUUGAAGAGAAGCUGAAAGCGUCGGGAGUGGCGCACGAGGUUCAUAUCUACGAGGGGAACGGGCACGCUUUCUUGAACAGGAGCCCUGAAGGAGUGAGCAGGAGGAAAAGCAUGGGGCUUUCUGAUGAAGACGAAGCUGCGGUGGAGCUUGCUUGGUCUCGCUUCACUUCAUGGAUGAAACGUUACUUGGUUUAAGCAUAUAUGCUUUCUCUCAGAUAGUGUUCCUGUAUGUCCUGAAACGUUUUGUGAUGCCCAAGAUAGAUCUCAAAUAAGGACAUUGCACUGAGGACUUUACCAGAAUCGAAUAAAGUGGUUUGUUUGUUUGCUUGUUGUGGGGGUGUUGUGUGGACUUUUAGCUGAAAUCGAUGUGUUUGGUUGAUUGUACAAUCGUGGAAAACCA